Messenger RNA from Radiomyces spectabilis, 838 nucleotides. Its product is annotated as 50S ribosomal protein L13. NCBI's taxonomy places the organism in Eukaryota, Fungi, Mucoromycota, Mucoromycetes, Mucorales, Radiomycetaceae. Gene Ontology annotation, cellular component: mitochondrial large ribosomal subunit; ribosome. The transcript is spliced from 3 exons. Gene Ontology annotation, biological process: translation; negative regulation of translation. Gene Ontology annotation, molecular function: mRNA binding; structural constituent of ribosome. Bases 42 to 584 code for a protein of 180 amino acids. The record is from RefSeq and is a predicted model, not a curated record.
CGAUUUUGUUUAUUUUUUUUUAUCACCCGUCUAUUCUAAACAUGUCGCAGGCGAUUGGCAAUACUGCUCUUGCAUAUGCCCGAGUAUGGCAUGUUGUCGAUGCACGACAGCGAGUGCUCGGCCGUUUGGCUACGAGUGUGGCCACUACCCUGAUGGGAAAACAUAAGCCUAUAUAUGAUCCCGCCUCUGAUUGUGGUGAUUAUGUGGUGGUCAUUAAUGCCAAGGAUGUAUUGGUGACGGGCAGAAAGGCCGAGCAGAAAUUGUACCGCCAUCACACCGGUUACCCUGGUGGUUUGAAGGAAAUCAACUACGAAACCCUCAAAGAGAAGAACCCCACAGAGGUAUGUAAACCGGAUUCAACGAAAUGGUAUUUGGACAUGCCAGGGACUCAAUUGUUUGUUAUGCUUUCUCUUUGUGGUUUACAGCCUAUUCGCAAAGCCGUGUCAGGCAUGCUUCCGAAAAACCGACUUCGCGACGUACGAUUGAACCGUUUGAUGAUUUUCGAAGGCAGCGAACAUCCGUACGAAGCCAACAUUAUCAAACAGCACGGCUUGGAACAACAACAACAACAACAACAACAAUAACAGCACCAAAUAAUAGACCAAAUUCAUAUUUUUCGCUUUUUUUAUCAUUUCUCUUCGCUGAUGUACAAUAUGGCCACCCGUAAAUAAUGGUUUUUUAUUUUUUCCCCUCUUCAAUCCUUUCUUGUUUUAUUUUUGGCGACGAUGAUCAUGAUGAUGCAUUUGAGAAACUUUAAACAGUAACAAAAUAGUGCUCUUGAUGCGUAACGAGUGAACGCCCCGAAUUGCAAAACGAAUGGAUGAUUGUUGUUUAAAGU